Molecule: messenger RNA, 1006 nt
Organism: Aspergillus homomorphus CBS 101889
Lineage: Eukaryota; Fungi; Ascomycota; Eurotiomycetes; Eurotiales; Aspergillaceae
Exons: 3
Coding region: 336-869 (177 amino acids)
Source: RefSeq, a predicted model, not a curated record
CCUCGGCCCCUUGGACACAUUCCAUCCUCUUACGCCUCCUUUUUUUACUUUCCCACUUCUCCAUCCGAUUUCGUUGUAGUGACAGGAAAAGAAAAAAGGAAAAACGCAGGCUGAAUCAGCGGAAUGGCCGGCGGUGACAUCAUCGGGACUGAACAAGCGAUGACCUCAUGGGGAAUCAAUCCCUGCCUUUGACCACAGCUUAUAACUCACUGCUUGCAUCGCUUGCAACUUCUUCCGUCCCUCGCUGAGUAUCUGAAAUCUUUUAAACAACCAACAUACCUCUUUCUACUAAGAACAAUUGACUUCAACCGAAAGGCAUCACCUUCCUCCGCAUCAUGGAUGUUUUCUACGCCUACACCUACUCCACAGCCGGCUGGCUUGGUCUCCAGAGCUUAGCUCUGAUCGCUGUGCCGGAGAUGAUGAGUACGAUGUUGUUGACCGAAACCCGAGACCCUUCCUCUCUUGAAACAUACUUCUCGCGUUGCCUGGGCUUCAGUCUGCUGCUCAUUGCCGUUCUCACGGUCAUGCUCACCGGCUCCGUUCCUCUGACCACCUCCAUCGCGCAGCCUGUCACAACGGAUGAUUCCGACCCCAAGGCACCCUACGCCGUGCCGACCAUGAUGGUCACGACCGUCUUCCACGGUGCUUCGGCGGGAUACGCAUACAUUUGGUGGGUGGCUACGGGACAGAUUGGCUACGCAAUUGGUAUGGUGGGAUACGCUGCCAUUGCGGCCAUUGGUGUGUGGUGUGCGCUGUUUGCCAGCAGUGGCGGGAAGAUCAGCCGCAAGACCGGGGUGGAUAAGCGGACCACCGGUUUCCCCUUUGCCAACAGAGAGGCCGAGAAGAAGUAUGCGGGGAAGAGACUGUAAACCUGAUCUUUGCUGCGUUGUAAGCAGGAUGGUUGGGCAUAGAGCGGAUAGUUGCAUGCGUGCAAUGACUGCAUUUGAAGAGUCUUGCUGCGCAAAGAGAGAAUUCGUUAGCUGUCGAAUAUGACACGUUCUUUAUA